This is a messenger RNA of Fusarium graminearum PH-1, 2064 nucleotides long. RefSeq lists its product as uncharacterized. Gene Ontology annotation, molecular function: protein binding; chromatin binding. Gene Ontology annotation, biological process: synaptonemal complex assembly; mitotic sister chromatid cohesion; replication-born double-strand break repair via sister chromatid exchange. Gene Ontology annotation, cellular component: cohesin complex; synaptonemal complex. The transcript has 4 exons. The coding region runs from base 1 to 2064 and encodes 687 amino acids. NCBI's taxonomy places the organism in Eukaryota, Fungi, Ascomycota, Sordariomycetes, Hypocreales, Nectriaceae. The record is from RefSeq and is a predicted model, not a curated record.
AUGUUCUAUAGUCAUGAGAUUCUCAGCAACACCCGAUAUGGGGUCGCUACUAUCUGGCUUGUCGCUACCGUGGGCAACAGCAGCCAGAAACGUCUGACUCGCAAAGCAAUCCAAGGCGUCGACGUUCCAAAGGCAUGCGAGACUAUCAUUGACCCAGGGGCUCCCUUGGCUUUGCGUCUUCAGGGAAAUCUCCUUUACGGGGUUUCUCGUGUCUAUUCCCAGCAAUGCCAUUAUGUUCUUUCAGAUGCUGAAAAGACACAAUCCAACAUGAUGACAUUCUUUCGAGCUAUGAACACAAAUGAAACAGAUCCAAACGCGGGAAAGUCAAAGCGACACCAAAUCACCCUUCAAGACGAUCCGUCCUUUGAUCCUUUGUCCGCUGUUCCAAAACUAGACCUUUUGGCCAGUGUCGACGAUUUGGUUUUCCUUUCAACUCAAUUGUCGACCCAGAACAAUGUGUCUCAAAUGACCCCUUUGACCCAAGGCACCAGUUCGUCUGGCCGGGGUAACUCACUCUUGAACUUCGGCAUCCCGCAGUCUUCCCAAUCUGGUCGGAGCUAUCGCCUUCCAACUGACCUCGACCUCGAUCUCCCAAAUCCAUUUCAUGCACAAGAUCCAUUCGAAGAAUUCAACCCUUUCGGUGAAGAUAUAGCAAAUAUUCCCGAUCUUGAUCUUAACUUUGAUAUUGACGGCAACCUCGUUGAUUUUGGCAAUCCCGAGCCAGAGCUUCCUCCUCUUCCCGGCACUACAGCAUACGAAGAACAGCUCCACAUCCAAGCCGCCAACACUGCAAACCUCGACACCAACAAAGGGCACGACGCAGGUGAUAACGUGAUCAUAAUGGGUGAGGACCCUUUACCUGAUGCUGAACCAUUUCCCAAGCGCCCGACUACCACGAAGCUUACUUCCAACGCUGAGCCAACCACUACGUCGACAACCGAGACUCUGAAAGUUAAAGCCCCUUUACGACGGGGAAGGCCACGACGGAAGCAUCAAAUGAUUGACAAGAAGGAUUAUGUCCCCUCAGCUACGAUUCGAGGAUGGCAUUGGGCUUAUUCUGAUAACAUGAAAGCUGUCCUCAAAUUACGCCCAGUAACUACAACAGCCCAAGCCCGCCGUAACGCCAAAACCUUCCUUUUUGACAAUGGACUUGCUGGUGUUGCCAAAUCUCCAUUGGGGAAAACUCACCCUCUGGCUGGAAAGUUUUCCGGGAUGGCCCUUUUGGCGCAGCUUCAGGGACGAGAUCCGGAGCCGGAACCAGAGCUUCAGUCUCGAGGUCGCCGUCGUACAUCGGCUGAAGCUUUCCCAGAUGAACAAGAUGAGCAACGAAAUAUUCGUCAGAGGACCGAAAAUGAGAAUGACGGCGAUGAAUUUGGACGUGGGCAUGCCAAGGACACGGGCGCAAUUAUGUUCGGUGAAGAUCUUGCCCCUGAGAUAGGAUUGGAUGCAGCGAAGGGUCUAGAAGAUCGUCACUCGUCUUCCAUGGCUCCAUGGAGUCGCCCUCCCUCUAUCGCGCCUGGCUCAUCCCUUCGGGGACACGGUAGUGUGCAGAAGAGACAUCUUGCUCCAAGCCCUCUUCAUGGCCGCGGCAGUGUAGUUCGUUCUAUUGAGCGAUUCAGCGAUCUUCCCGACUUGCCUGACAAUUCUGAUGAUGUCGCAAUGUUGCACUCGCAAGACUCCUCGAUGGGCAACGAAGGGUUGAUGGGCGACUUUGACUUUACUGAUGGGAAAGACACACAGAACUCCGGCGUUAUCGAUUCUUCCGCUCUUGAUUUUUUGGGUUACGCCACUGCUCGUGCACAGGAAAGGGGAUAUACUCGUCCUCGUGAUCAGGCUGACCGUCGCUGGAUCGACUUUAAUACACUCACCGAGGAGCUCGACGAUCCGACCAGCACAAAGAAAUUUGUUUCAGAGGCGUUCAUGCAUGUUCUCGUUCUUGCCACAAAGAGCAUCGUCGCCGUGGAACAAGAAGGCAUCGCGGACAACCAACCCUUUGGUACUAUCCGCAUCGGACUUACAGCUCCCGGGAAAGACGUCGAUGACACGGCCGACGAGCUGGCUUAG